AUGAACAAACAACAACCAAUAACAACUGUUAUCAGUGGUGCAGCAGCGAUGCCUAGCACCACCACUAUUACCAACGCGAGCAAUCGUGCUGCUACUGUACUGCCUUGGCCUAGGCGUCAAUUUCUUCAAAACUUUCUUCUGAUCUGGCUUGAUGCCGAUUUCGAUGAGUCCAAAGGCGAGUAUAAAAAACCAAUAGAACAUCUACAAAAUAUUUUAGCAAUGGUCACCACAUUUACAGACGUUGACGAAUGUAUUGACUUUCUCACUGACAUUCAUGAUGAAAAAGUAUUCAUGAUUGUAUCGGGUGCGCUAGCACAACGUUUAAUACCAGAGAUUCAAGAAUGCCCACAAUUAACUUCUAUUUAUGUUUUAUGUGAUAAUCAAUCGUCUCAUGAGAAAUGGGUCAAAACCAUACCUAA
This is a messenger RNA of Rotaria sp. Silwood2, 419 nucleotides long. Lineage: Eukaryota; Metazoa; Rotifera; Eurotatoria; Philodinida; Philodinidae. The record is from the annotation of a GenBank genome assembly.